This is a messenger RNA of Trichogramma pretiosum, 1742 nucleotides long. Its product is annotated as plasma kallikrein. The record is from RefSeq and is a predicted model, not a curated record. Lineage: Eukaryota; Metazoa; Arthropoda; Insecta; Hymenoptera; Trichogrammatidae. Bases 66 to 1742 code for a protein of 558 amino acids. Gene Ontology annotation, biological process: proteolysis. Gene Ontology annotation, molecular function: serine-type endopeptidase activity. The transcript is spliced from 11 exons.
GCGGCAGCUGUUGCAAUUGCGUGAUAGAUUCCUCGCUUCCUCGAAUGUAGACACGUAGCAGUAAGAUGCUGAUAACGAAGCCAUGCAGCUGCCUACUGAUCGGAAUAAUUUUGAGCUUCCACCCGAGCCCGAGUCAUUCGAGCAGCAGCCGCAGCGGUAGCAGCAGCCAAAACUAUGAUUUUCCGACGUCCGCCGCCAUCCAUCGAUCCUUCCAAGUCAGUCCGAGCAAUCGCAGCAGUAGCAGUAGCAGCAGCAGCAGUCCAGCUGCUGGGCGCAGAAGACGUUACGCGCGAUUUCCCACGCUACCACCGGGCUACAUAAUCGAGAGCUCCGGCGGGCCUCCGCAUCUGGGACCGCCGCCGCCACCACCGCCUCAGGCCAGAAACGUCGGAUUCUCCAACAACUUCCGCUUCCACGGGCAGCCGCGCGAAUUUCCCAACUGGCGCCAGCAAAAGUCCUACUGGCGUCAGAGCUCGGUCGGUCCUCCGGGCUCCUCGCUGGCGCACCUAAACGCGAUCGAGUACCCGGGCCCGAUAAGAGCCUCGCCGCCGGUCAUGAGCCAUCGCACUCCACGGCUCAUAUUCCGCGAUGACUUUCCCAUAGUAUCCGGCAGCAAUAACUUUUUCCAGUCCAACCAGCUGCCCGACAUCGACGACGAUUUCAAAGAUCAUCGAAAGCAAAUUUUCAACGAGUAUCCACGAGCGGAGACAGAGCCGCGGAAAGAAAAUAGGCCGGUGUGGAAAGGUGACGAUUCGUUGUGCGCUGACGGACGGACCUGUGAAUUUUUUCUAAUGUGCUGGAUGUCCGCGGGCUUGCUCGACGGCAGCUGCGGCGGCAUCAUGUAUGCCUGCUGCCAUCGCAACCGGGAUUCGGCUAAGGCCAGCAGUGAUAAUUAUCUGCCGGACGAGCCGCUCAUAGAUCAGAUCGAGUCGCUCGCCACGGACUCGUCUUACGUAGCCGAAACCACCAGCCAGGAGCAAUGCGGUAUCUCAGCUACGAAGCAAACAGCUCAGAGAAGAAUCGUUGGAGGCGAUGAGGCUGGUUUCGGCAGCUUUCCUUGGCAGGCAUAUAUCAGGAUAGGGUCCAGUAGAUGCGGUGGAACACUUGUUAAUCGUUUUCAUGUAGUCACUGCAGGACACUGCGUUGCUAAGGCGUCCGCUCGACAAGUUCAGGUGACACUAGGCGAUUACGUGGUCAACUCGGCGACCGAAGCUCUUCCGGCCUACACAUUUGGAGUCAAGGAAAUUCGAGUUCAUCCAUAUUUCAAAUUCACGCCACAAGCCGACAGAUUUGACGUUGCUGUUUUAAAGCUUGACAGACCGGUUCAUUAUAUGCCUCACAUAUCCCCUAUUUGUUUACCCGAGAAGAACGAAGACUUUUUAGGACAAUACGGCUGGGCUGCGGGGUGGGGUGCUCUUCAAGCAGGUUCAAGAUUGCGGCCUAAAACUUUACAAGCCGUCGACGUACCCGUGAUCGAUAACCGCGUCUGCGAAAGGUGGCACCGAUCGAACGGCAUCAACGUCAUCAUCUACGAUGAAAUGAUGUGCGCCGGUUAUCGAGGGGGUGGCAAAGACUCUUGUCAGGGUGACAGCGGCGGACCUUUGAUGCUAGAAAAAACCGGCAAAUGGUACUUGAUUGGCAUCGUCUCGGCCGGAUAUUCUUGCGCGCAGCCCGGACAGCCGGGAAUAUAUCAUCGAGUCGCGAAGACGGUCGAUUGGAUAACAUACGUCAUUAGUACUUAA